AGCGGCGGGCUGGCAGCCAUGGUGUGAGGGCAGUGAUUGAGGCGGCCGGCCCGGCGCGGCGCGGCUUCGCUCGGCUCGGCUCGGCUCGGCAGCAUGUCGGGGCCGAGCGCCGUGUCGGAUCCCCAGCACCCGGCGAGGCUGCUGCGGGCACUCAGCUCCUUCCGCGAGGAGAGCCGCUUCUGCGACGCGCACCUGGUGCUGGAGGGGGAAGAGAUCCCGGUGCAGAAGAACAUCCUGGCAGCCGCCAGCCCCUACAUCAGAACAAAAUUGAAUUAUAAUCCUCCAAAGGAUGAUGGCUCAACGUACAAGAUUGAACUUGAAGGGAUAUCUGUCGAUAUCAUGAAAGAGAUACUAGACUACAUCUUCAGUGGGCAGAUCAGGCUAAAUGAAGAAACUAUCCAAGAUGUGGUACAGGCAGCUGAUCUCCUGCUGCUUACAGACUUAAAAACUCUCUGCUGUGAGUUUUUAGAAGGUUGCAUAGCUGCUGAGAACUGUAUUGGUAUUCGGGACUUUGCACUGCACUAUUGUUUGCAUCAUGUUCACUACCUUGCCUCAGAGUAUCUGGAAACUCACUUUCGAGAUGUCAGCAGCACAGAGGAAUUCUUGGAACUGACUCCUCAAAAACUGAAAGAAGUGCUGUCGAUGGAAAAACUCAAUGUUGGGAAUGAAAAAUACGUCUUUGAAGCGGUGAUUAGGUGGAUUUCUCAUGAUUCCGAAUCAAGAAAGGUUCACAUGAAGGAUGUCAUGUCAGCAGUGUGGGUUUCAGGCUUAGAUUCAGCGUAUUUACGUGAGCAGAUGAUGAGCGAACCGCUGGUACGGGAGAUCGUCAAAGAGUGCAACAACAUUCCCCUCACACCACCACAGCAGGGAGAGGCGAUGCUGGCCUCCUUCAAGCCCCGGGGAUACUCAGAGUGUAUAGUGACUGUUGGCGGAGAAGAGCGAGUAUCACGGAAACCAACCUCAGUGAUGCGGUGUAUGUGUCCUCUUUAUGAUCCCAAUAGACAGCUCUGGAUUGAACUUGCUCCUAUGAGUAUUCCAAGGAUCAAUCAUGGAGUAUUGUCAGCAGAAGGAUUUUUAUUCGUGCUUGGUGGUCAGGAUGAAAACAAGGGAACGCUAAGCUCUGGAGAGAAAUAUGAUCCAGAUACCAAUUCAUGGAGCUCCUUACCACCAAUGAAUGAGGCACGACAUAAUUUUGGUGUGGUAGAGAUUGAUGGAAUUCUGUAUAUCCUGGGAGGCGAGGACGGUGAAAGGGAGCUCAUCUCUAUGGAGAGCUACGAUAUUUAUAGCCGGACCUGGACCAAGCAGCCAGACUUGACCAUGGUUAGAAAGAUUGGCUGCUAUGCAGCUAUGAAGAAGAAAAUCUAUGCAAUGGGUGGAGGCUCCUAUGGAAAACUCUUUGAAUCUGUUGAGUGUUAUGACCCUAGGACUCAGCAGUGGACAGCAAUCUGUCCUCUGAAAGAGAGAAGGUUUGGGGCAGUGGCCUGUGGAGUUGCCUCUGAGCUUUAUGUAUUUGGCGGCGUCAGGAGUCGUGAUGACAGCCAAGCCAGUGAGAUGGUGACGUGCAAAUCUGAAUUUUAUCAUGAUGAGUUUAAAAGGUGGAUUUAUCUAAAUGACCAGAACCUAUGUAUCCCAACUAGUUCUUCUUUCGUGUAUGGAGCUGUGCCCAUCGGAGCCAGCAUAUAUGUGAUUGGAGAUCUUGAUACAGGUACAAAUUAUGACUAUGUUAGAGAAUUUAAGAGAAGCACGGGAACCUGGCAGCGCACUAAACCACUGUUCCCAUCGGACCUCCGCCGCACCGGCUGCGCGGCUUUGCGGAUCGCAAACUGCAAGCUCUUUCGACUGCAGCUUCAACAGGGGUUAUUCCGCAUCCGCGUACCUUCUCCGUGAGCCGUGUGCUGACAGGAGAGGAGACUGGAAGAAUUCUGCGCAGUCCACCAUAAUAUAGCUCUAUAUAAAGGAAAAGCUGAGAAAUUACAGCUGAAACUUACACUGUAUGCUGUGCUUUGGUAUGGUAACUGUUUUUGUUUUAAAUGCUUAAAAAGCUUGAGUCUCAGUUCUUGUUUCGGGAGCAAAUAACUUAAGUAUACAUUAAAAAGAAGAGAGGGGGGAAAAUUAAAAGGGGAUUAAGGAAACACCUUCAGUCGUAGCCAUUUGGAAGUUUAAAACUGUGUUAUUGAAGGAGGUUUUUUGUGUCUGAAACAGGUGGGAACUGGUAUUCCUUUGGCAAAGUUUAUUGUCGAGUAAAAUAAGAUUUAAGGUGUGUUUCCCGUGAGGGGAACUGAUAAGACUUAAUGUGCUAUCUUGGACUGGAUAGCUGUAAUACACAGAAGCUACAUGAUAACCAACCUCUCUGGUAUACUGGUUUGACCGUAAUGCCAUAGGAGAUGUUGGUUGUUGCACCUUUGAUUUCUAGUCCUUUCUCAAAAGUUAAGGUCUGUGCCUAAAAAUGGUGGAGGUGUGUACAUACGGUUUUUUCAUUCAUUUGCAAUGGUUUCAUUCCUACAAAUAUUUUUAAUAUAUUUAAAAUGGACUAAUCUGAAAUGGAUACAGUGUACUACAGAGAAGUAAACUGUGUUUUUCUACGCUGUCAUUUGGAUAGCCUGAUGAACUGGUGUACAGGUGGGUGGCAUGCGUUCCUGUGUGGGCUUUGGUGGCUGUUUCCUUGAAGUAAAAAGGAAACAGUGUUUGCAGUGGUUAAUAAUGAUUGCAGCUUUUGGUUAAAAGUCAACAAAACUUGACAAAUCAAAGAAAAUAGGUUGUGUUCCUUUUUACUUCAGAUCACUUGCUAACUAAGAAUGGUUUAAAGACUGGGGAUUAUAAAAAAGUGCAUUUUAUUUCUGUUAGAACAAAGAUGAAAUAUGACAAGCCUGUACUUGUUUUGCAGAAAACAUGAUUUUUGGACUAAAAGUUAAGAAAAAUUUCUACACUGACUUUAAAUUGGGAUCAAAAGUUGGUUUACUAAUGAUUUCUGUGCUAAGGUGUAGUCUUGUUAACUGCUGUCUGACUUUGAAAGCUGGGGUUUAUGGUGCCGUUAUAGUGAAGAAUUUAGUGUCUUGCGUUGUAUUUCUUAGUAAGUCUUGUUCACAUCAGUAGUGGUAUUUUACUGAAUUUUGCUCAUAGUCAAGAUCAGCUGGUAGAACACUUUUACCUCAAUUUUUGAUUUCAUUGUUGUUGUGAUGGGUAGGGCAUAACCUGUAUUUAUUUAAAAGGAAUAAAAAGAGGGAGAUGGAAAUAGAAAUAAGACCUCCUGCCCUUCAGAAAAAGAGACUUUGUAUAACCAGUAUUAUAACUACAUACAAUACUUUCCACUCUGCAACUCUGUGGACCUCAGACAAGCCAAUCUCUGCCCUCAGUGCUAGUGUAAACCUUCGUCUUUAUGGGAUCAUCUUAGAUAUGCUGAAAUACAAUCCUAAAGUAGUACAAAAUAGUUAUAUUUCACUAAAUAUUCCUUGAAGAGACAUUCUUAAACUUACUUCUGCUCAGUCCCUCCAUAGUGCUGGUGUGUGGUUGGAGUUACUGGGAUUCUGAGCAAAGGAAUGGGGGAUAAAAAGAGGGCAGCAGCCAAACCCUUGACCAUUAUUUAUUUAAUUUUUUAUUUUUUACAAUGCUGAAGUGCUGCAAAACUUGAACUAUAUACAUCAAUUUUCUGGCCUAUAUUAGUUGGCAUAUUAGAAAGUUUAUAUAUUUAUGCAUUGCAGUAAACUUGGUGUAUGUGUAUAUAUAUAUAUGUCUUCAGAUUUUAAAUUUAUAUAUAAUGCUUUACUACAGAAAUGUGAACUAUUUCCAUCCUUGGCUGUCUUGUGAAAUAAAUCAAGUGCUGUUAGUUUAUCUGUAAAACUUCCCUUUUUUAAAAAAUCUUACAUUGUUCAAUUUUUUUUUUUUCUUAGACAAAGUGCCAAGAUCCCAUAUUCAAAAGUGAUGAAUGUUUCCUAAGUAUCUAUUUCACUUUUGAGCUGUUUUCUAAGUGGCUUAGAAGACGUUUGAAAAUGUUAUUCAGAAUAUUGCAGGCUGCUAUCUCUUGAGUCCCUGUAGCUUCCCAGUACAUUUGAGGGCAUUCAGCAUCCAGAAACCCCAGGUAAUAAAUGCACACAAUAAAUCCAAAUUGUAUAUGCUCUAGCAGUGUUUUGCAGUUAAAGUUAUUGAGCGAAAUGUUUACACUUAGAGUAGGAUUAACAAUAGGUAGUCUUACUUUUUAAUUUUAACAUAAAUACAACAAAUCUGGUAAUUGGAGUGUGUUGCAAAUGCACUCAGUGAGAUUUGACCAAGAAGUUUAAGCCUCUUCACCUGAAACAGGUACAAACUUAAUUCCUUAAGCACGUACGUUGGCGGCCAGGGAUCAAGUCUCUAUAGACACUGUGUCCUGGAGUUCUGGGUGUGUGCUCAAGUGUAAGAUUAAAGCACUCCCGAGAUCUCACAGUUGGCUUCCUCGGCCUUGCUUUAAGGGAGUGUGGAUUAGCCCCCAUCUGUGCUGUCCAUGGGGCUGACCCGGGAGAUGCUCCAGUGUGGGCAUCUUUCAGGGUCUGACUUGUGUCUGUCUGUCCGGUUCUGAUCUGCAAGCCCACCGAUGAAUGCAUUUCUUGAGAUGUGCAAUUAACUAGGUUCCACUGCCUCCCAGUUUGGAGCAAGGCUUUGAAGCCAAGGCUCUCCUUUCCCCAGGGAGAGCUGGAUUAUACAGCUGAUGGUGUACGAGAGGAGGGGACCUGACCUGGCUUUUCUUGGGAGAGAAACAGUUGACUGCAGUAGAGGAAGGAGACUUUGAUACCAGAGGUGCUGUGUGGAGGGAUGUCACCAGUUUCCUGAGCGUGCUUAACCUGCAGACAGCUAUAGAUUGAACUGGGUUCACUGGUGCGUGCCACUACCCCAGCUGUCCUGGUGGCCGCGUACCCCCUGCAUGUGAUGACUGAACCACAUGGGAAGCAACUCCAUGAAUUUUGUGAGUUUGCAGUCUGGGGGUUGGAACUAGAUGAUCUUUAAGAUCCCUUCCAACCCAAACCAUUGUAGGAUUCUAUGAUUGUAUUCAGAAAAUCACCAAAUAUGGGGUAGGGGUUGUGGAAGAUGGGAGUAGCAGUGGCUCAAUCCUCACUCCACCUCUUAACUCCUCCAAAAGUUUCCUCUUCCUUUUUCUGUGUGCCAGAGUUAUUUUUUGAAAACUUCUGGAAUUGCUAAUUUAAGAGUAAAAUCCAAAGUUUGAGAGUGCAAGUGGGGAGAAAAAAAGAGAUAAUACCAUAAGCACACAGCAGCGUUCUCCUCUCAUGUUCUAUGUGUGUAGUCUUGUCCUGCUCUCCACAGCAGUAGUGAUUACAGGCACAAAGGAGUAAAGUGCUGUUCCUCUCAGAAAGUAAAUCUCUUGGGUUUUGAGGGAGGCACAGGCCUGGCCUCGUCUCUGGUCCUUAUCUGGCUUUGCGAGAUGCUCGUGUUCCUGAAGAGUCAGUGUUGGAUUUCAAAUUCUCAUCCUUUCUGUUUUGAUAACCUGAAAAAGAGGCAUCCUGAUGAGUCUUCUGUUUAGUUAUACCACAGCGAGGUCUGCCUGUUCUCGUAUAUUUUAUCAGCUAUUCCUUACAGCAUUUCCAUGAUAACUAGAACCUAUCAGCUUAGCUGCUCCUGGUCAAGUGACUUUCUGUAGCUUUGAGGGUACUUCAUCUUUAAAUUGAAGGCAAAUUAAUACAAGAUUACACAAAAGGACAGCAGUGAAUCUCAAACAAAGGCAAAUUGACAAAAUGCCCUCACUAGUAACUGUGGGCAGGCUCUAUCCCUUUUGCUUUUGACUGCAUAUACCUUGCAUGUUGUACAGCCUGCCUUCUGAAGCAGAGUUCUUGCUGAAAACAGGAGGGUUUCCAUCAAAGCUACUGAAGCACGUGGCUUGCAUUAAAAGCACCAAGCAGCUUAAUUUCUUUUUUUGCCAUAUUUCUUGUGCCUGAAUGACUUGGUAAAUGCACAAGUACAAAAGUGAGGGGUUUAGGGAGAGUUGUUCCCUGGUUUAAGUGCAGUUUCCCUGGUUGGUUCCAUAACUCCCGUGGCUGUACAGCAUGUGUGGGUUCUGGUAACACACACAUGCCAUGCAAAGAGUAGGAUGCAAUAACAAAUGCAAGAUGUUACAAGUGCCAAACUUUUGGGUUCCUCUGUGUAUAACAACAAUGCAACUGUUCGGUUAAAAUACAGAGAUGCUUAAAAUUCACUGUGUUCCAAAAAAAGAGCAGUGGUUCUGUUUUGUUUGGUUUUUUUUAAAUGAAUGUUAUUUAAAACACUGUAAAUCUUUACUUUUAUUUCUAAGACUGUUCUGCAGGUUUGUGUUACUCUUCACAGCUGCCUUGAGACAUCACUCCCUGUGAUGCAUAUGGACACUUUGCUCUUUGUUAGAGCACUAGUGCCGUGCAAGUACAUAAUAAAUGGCAGCUGACAACAGGUUUUAGUAUUUAAAAUUAUAAAUAUUUAGAUAAAAUGCAAUUUGCUUGCAUUAAUCUUAUCUGCAGAAGGAAAGCAGUGUCUCGGGAAGCAUGACUACACCCAGGGACACAGGCAUACUGACGAUGGUAACUGAGGUAUGUUUUGGUGCCACUCACAGCAAUGUUUUCCAGUGUUUUCUAUUUAAUUUGGGAUAUGAAUCCUUUCUGCCUCUAGUGUUAGCAUCAAGGGUUUGGUGUCUGUGUUGUCUUAACUCUUUGGUGUACUUAAACAGCUUCUUCAGGUGGAUGGGCUGAGUGUAAUUAUAUAUAUGUUUGUUUUGCAGUUAAAGCUACUAUUUCCAUCUUCACAUGGAGUAUUUCCUUUCACCAUUAAGGAUCAAGUGCAGGCCGGUGUCGUGGCCGUCAGUGCUGUGGCCUUUUGACAUUUGCCAUUUUCUGUUGCUCUUCCUUGUUUGCUGUUGGAGUUGAGAGCUGCGUUAGCAGGGCCUGUGUUUCCGUGGCACGCUGCUUGGGAAAGAGAAGGGAGAUCUGUCCGGUCACUUAGGAUUGGGAAGGUGAGCCAGUAAAGGCUGACUUGGAGACAUGGCUGUGAAUCCAGUGAGGUUUGGGUAAGCCGUGCUCCUUUUCUGUAGGGGUCACAGCCUUGUGCUCUGAAGUUUACUGACAGGCUGGGCAUCUGCCUCCCUAUUGGUUUUGAUGGUUUGUUUUCUGGGAAAUUCCUUAAUGUAGGAAGGAAAGAUUGCAGCCAGGCUUUAAGGUAACAUCUCUGAUCAGCCAUGUCCUGUGUGAUUCUGAAAUCCAACUGCUGUUAUACUCCAGUAAUCAAUUCUCUAAAUUUUUGAUGAACAGGUAAGCUGUUAGAAUAGACUAAACCCAUGUAAAGUGCCUACCUAGGUAAAAACACCUGCUAAAAGGAAUAAGGUGAUAGGAGAAUUAAACUAUAAACUGCUACCAACAGGUGAUUAUGUUGUAACUUUGUUGGUGAUACAAAAUCUUGAAGAUAUUUUUUAAAACAACUUAUUCUAGGUAGCUGCUUCUUAAUCAUGAAAUUAAAAUACAUAAAGGAGUUAUUUGAAGGUUAUUUGAAGUAAUCCACUGAAAUGUCUUGAAAAGUGAGCCGAAGAUUGGAGCUUUUCAAUGUAAAAGGCUAAACCUCUUUGCAGGGGUUCAUGUUAACAGUGAACAUCUGUCAGAAUAUCAAGAACUGAACAAGCUCAAUGCUAUUGCCUACCUGCGUCCUUGACUUUUCAUAAUUAAAUGAGAGUAUACUGAGCCCUUGUGAAAGCUCAUGGAUCUAGUUACAGUAAUAGGAUAAAAAGAGACCUCCUCUGUGUAAUUAACAUAAUUUUAUUGAUAAAACAUGAGAAUGUAAUUUUAUUUCGUUUUAAUACCAGGUGCUUUGAAUAACCACAUACUGCCCUUGAUUUAUUUUUUGUUUUCUUUGCCUUUCUGUGUCCCAUUCUUCUCAAUUAAUCAUAAGACAUCCCCUGCUUUUGUCAAGGGCAGCUUAUGUUCAUCAAUAGUUCUAAACCCAGUCAAAGUCUGAUACCAUGUAAGCAGGCUGCACAAUGGGCUGCUUUCCCAAGUAUAAUUCCUGUGUGUUCUGUUAGCACGCUGCCACCUCUGCUAAUUUCAGAAUAGAAUAAAAACUGUGGAACAUUAUUGCACCUGAUGAAAGCAAAAGCCAUUUUGGAAAGUCUAAAUUUCAUAUUGUAGCAUGUGGUAUGUGGUAGGCAGUAUGCUGUAGAAACCUCAUUGCUGUUCUUGAGAUUCGCACCUUAAUGAUCUCACGUGCUAAAAGCUUCGGCUCGGCAGCAUCUGUUUUAUUAAACUACACAUGAUAGCAGGAAAGCUUUGUCAUCCUUGUCACUUGCUUCGCUUUUUUUAGGUCUUUAAAAAGUAAAGUCUGCUUAAUUAUUAGAGUAAGUAAACCAGAACACCAGGGGAGCUGGCAAGGUGCUCAAGUUGAACAGAGCUGGCAUUCUUUAAAGCUCUUGUUAAGGUUUCUUUCUGAAGGGAAGCCAAGGAGUACCCUCUUAAGAAACACUUUCAAACUCUUUCAGAACUAGUCUUAAACCAGUCCAAAGGACUCUUCUAGAUUGCGUAGAGAAACCAAAAUCUGUUGUAGCUUGUGUUUCUUGAGGAAACAGCUGCUAAGUCAAUUUUAAGCAUUUUUUUUCUCCUUGACUUCCAAAACCUUAUGAUUUGCGUCUUGUAAUUGAAAUGUUUUUCUGUUUAAGGGUCUGAGAUUGUAUUUUGCAAUGUAUGUUGACUAUUCUGUCGUAUCUUAGUUUAGUUGAUGUUGACAGCAAGGUGUAUUCUGGUUCUGUCCAGGGGGUAGAAAGUAUCAGCAAAACAAGCUUCUCCUUUUACUGCACAUGGCCUUGUUGUGUGCAUCUAAUGGGGCAAGAGCCUUGUUUUCGCACAGAGCUUAUGUCAUUGCUGCCCUUUGUUGCCCUUGGUGUAUGGAACAUGUCUGGGUUGUUGCUGGGACUCGAGGCUGUGGUUGGCUGAGAAUUGAUCCCCAAAGCCUUGUCCAGACCAAACAUGCAGAUUGCUGACACUAUGGAUAACACCGCUUGCUGGUGUCAGAUGUUUUGUCCUUCACUUUUAUUAACAAGAUUUUGCCUUCACUCUUGCCCCGAAUGUAUAUUUGAGUGCAUUGCUUUUGCUAACAAUCCCUGGGAAGAGCUGCUAGGGUUUGGGGGGCAUCCACACACCCCUGAUCUCUCUGUGCGUUGGCUUUUUGCACAUCUCUGCAUCCCUUAACUCCACUCAGUGUAUGUGGGGAGAUGAUGAAAUGAUUAAAUGAGUUUUCAGUAGGCUGGUAAAACUAAUGCCAGCAGGACAGAGAUCACCUGAACAUCUGUAAGCAAUCCUGUAGGUAGAACAUGUGUAGCCCACUCCCCUGCAUGAGUGUUACUUGUGGCUGGAAGUCUGCCACCUUCUCCUUGGGAAAAAAGCCCUUAUUCCCACCUACCUCAUUUGUUUUCCUUUGCACUUUGUCAAAUCUUUUGUUUUGUUUUGUUUUGUUUCAAAUUGCAUAUUGUCCUUCAACAAAAAGCUAAAAGCACACCAGAAGCGGGGCAGAAUGAUGCCAUUGUCCAAGGACAGUUUGCUUUAAUUUCAUUGUCUGUACAAAAAGACCAAGGUUGACCUGCAGCUGCUGUAAAAAGUAAAUAAAAAAUUAAAUUACUUGAAAGUAACUAUUAUACUUGUAAAUGAGAGAAGUAAUUGAAAGACUGUCCUGGCAACUUGUAAAGAGGGAAAAAAAUCUGUUUAAAAAAUAGAAGUCUCUGCUCUAUUUUUUGAGCACAGAUCUUGUUUGCUCUAUUUUUUGAGCACAGAUCAAUAGUUUUCUCUCUGCCUCUACUCUGCACUAUUUUGCCUGUGAACUCGAUCCAUUAUCUCAUUCACUGAUUUUUCUGUAAUGUCUAAUUUGGAUUUUUUUUCCAUAAACUUUCCUAUUUACUCACCUACAAAGAGAAACUGUCUAAAUAAAUACCCACCUUCUGUACCUGUCGUUAUGUGCUUGCCUGUUUGUUUGAGAUCUUCAGGUGUGCAGGGUUUUGCUUAGCUUGAAGAAUUAAAAAACAAAAAGUGUGUUUUCUGCUUCUAAAGGUGCUAUUUUGACAUAUUUUUGAAUUCCUUACACUGUGCUUGACUUUAAGGUAGGGUGAUAAUCAGCUCGUGUCUGUUCUCUGGGUAGGUCUUUCCUUUUUGGAGUAUUCAGUCUUUUCUUAAAAAAACAUCCCUUUUCAUAAGGACAGCUUCUGAACUAUCAAAAGCCUUAAUACAAAACGUAAUGGGAAAAUGUUGCCUUUUUCUCUUUCUUUGUAAAAGCAAACCCAAAUGCUCUACGGGUAACAUUGUCCUGUAAAACUUGUAAGUAGCAGCUCAUGUUAACUUUGACUUAAGCAUAGCAAUCAUCUCACUGGCCAAUGCACAAACAGUAGGGAUAAAACAAAGAGCUAUUCAAGGCUCUGUACCAAUUACCUGCUAAUUCCAGAGCCUUCUGUUGGGAUCACAGUGUCUCUUCUGUAAAUAUCAAUCUUCAUGGUGUUGCUCUCAAGGUCCUGGCGGUGUGCUGUUUUCUGCCUGCCUGGGACACUGUGACCCAUGUGGCUGUUUCCAUCAGUCUGCGGGGGGCCAGGUGUGGGUUGUGUCUCAGGCUCAAGGUUGUGCCUCUGUUGAGCCUGUUCUGGAUGCAUCUGGCUGGCAAGGUCUGUUCAGCUGCCCCCCUGCUGCCGAUGGCUGGGAGGCAGGAGGAGGGAUGGUACCGACUGCUGCCAUCACUGGAGUGGGAUCAGCUUGGUAGGGCUGAGGAGAAGGCUCUUGUGGGUGCAGCCGUGGAGUAGAGAGCUGAAUCUCAGUCCCGAGUAGCAACUCUGUUGUCAUCCUUAUUGCACUGUAUUUUUGCUUAAUCCAUAUCAUCAGUUCGGUUUAUGGAUUUGGUGAUUAAACACUGCUAGAGUGGAGGACAAAAAAUCAUACUCCUGCUCUGUCUGAAGCAGCAGGAAGGAGCAGGGGGUUGACGUUUGAACUUGUGCCAUCUCCAGACAUCAGGUUGCUGCCUCUUCCUAGGCCUCGCAGUCCCGGGUUAGUAUUUCUCGGUGUUGUUAAUCUAAGAGCCCUUCAGCCUUUUGAAAAGGCCGCAGACUGCCCUGUGGUUCUCGCAGAGGUGCUGAGUGGAGGGAGGUCACCAGUUUCCUGAGUGAACUAUGGAUACACAGCUAUAGAUUGAACUGGGUUCACUGGUGAGUGCCACCACCCCAGCUCUCCUGACUGGGUACCCCUGCAUGUGACGGCUGAACCAUAUCAGAAGCAACUCCAUGCAUUUGGUGAGUCUGUAGUCUGGGGGUUGGAACUAGAUGAUCUUUAAUAUCCCUUCCAACCCAAACCAUUCUAGGAUUCUGGGACGUGUUGGGUGCUGUUCUUUGGACCAUCCUAACUCACCUAAACUGUCAUCUAGGAACCUUGGGCUGGUGGCCUUCAUGAGGAGUAUCUGCAUUACCUGCAGCACGCUUUGAAAAACAGCCAGUAAAUGAGGGACCCCGAAAUCCUCGAUCCUCUUGUUUUAGGGAAGGCUGAAGAGCAGCUCCAUUCAUUGUCAGGCUGUGCACAGAGUCUGAGCCUUGCAGCUGCGCCCUGGCAGGAUGGGUAGGGAUGAAUCUGCCCUGUCUUUUACAUGAGCAUAAGACAUAAAGGUUUUUGGUCUGUUACAGGAGAUCUAAUACUUUGCAUUUGUUCUAUUGAAAUCUGAAAAUAUUGGAGGCUCUGGAACUGUUUCUGCAGGGUGGAACAGCAACUGUGGGCCUAAAUAACUGGUGAGCUCCUGGCCAGCUCCCCUGGUUUUCCCCUCCACUUUUUAGGGGAUUUUUUGAGAAAACAUAAAUGUAUGACCUCUUCCCAGUUUGUCGGCUAACUGCUGAAUAAUUUGAAGUGGGAACCUGACAAACUGAGACUGUUUUAAGUUUGCCUUCAAAAGGCAAAGGCAGAACUUCAUGUUACAUGCUCUACCUUUGGAGUUUUCCCUCUGUAAACCAUCUUUGUUGGGUACCAUGAAUCUUGUAGGAUUGGGCUAAAGGAUUGAAACAUAUAUGAAUGGUGACUAGUACAUUUAGUUUGACUUUGCACUGUAAAAAUGUGCUUUUUUAGAGUAAGAGAAUGAAAUAACGACUACAUUGGUUAAUCCAACUGAUAUCUGUAUUCAAUGAACCGAGUAAUAGUAGGGUGUUGGAACGUAAUGCCACAUUGGUGCUGCUCUCGUAAAGGUUCAGCGGACUGUCAAAUCUGAGAUCUUGUUAAGUACCAGGAUAUUGUCAGAAUAUAUUGCUGGCUUUUCUACAGAAAAAUACAUCAGUGUGUUGUGGUAGAAACACUCACCUGGUCUUGUUUACCACUGCUGGCGUGCAGCUCAGCAGCAAGGUUUAUUCCCAUCAUCCAGGUGUCGUGCUUGGACUUCUGUAUUACAGAUGUGUUUACUGUUACAGGCUUUUUAUGGGCUACGUUUCCUGUGGGUCUUUGUGCUUUUUGUGGGAAUGGAGUUUUUGCUUUUAUUCGUUUGUGUGCCCACCCCAAAAUCUUCCUGAGCUGCUUUAGAAAUGAAUCCAUGAAUCGCUUGGGGUCAGGCUUUGGAAUCCUCAGACCUGAGUAUGCUGGGUUAUUUCUGUUAAAACCAAGGAAAAAUAAGACGUAAAUGCUCUUUGGCCUCAAUCAAACUAUGCAAUAUAGCACAACAAAGAGCUGAAUUCCUUGUGAUACAGAAGUUGCACAGCUCUUGUGUCCUUCCAAAGCCAGUCCUUUGUCCAAGGUUGGGAGAACUUAUACACAAUGGUUGCCCAAGAGUCUUGAAUCCAAAUAACUCUUGUUCAGUGAUUUCCCUACUUCUCCCUGCCUCACCCCUCAGUUUAUAGCUGUUUUGACUCUGAACGAUGUGCUGUCAAAGUGUAUCCCUCCUGUCACUCUUGUAUUGUUGUCAAUUGGAGCUCGUCUUGCAAACCCACCAGUGUGGGUUACCUUCUGGAGCGAGUUAGGGGCCACUUUGUGGGUUUGCGUCUCUGCUGUAGAGCAUGUCAGGCAUUCCGGGUUUGCUGUGCCCCUCCAGGUAGCUGUAGGUCUUGCUUUUGUGCUCCUGUCUUGUUCAGGCACGGGUGUGGUGCUUACAGUAAAGAAUACCUGUGACUUGGUCUGCGAUCCACCCCAACCGAGUUUUCAUUUCCACCGCUUGUAUGCGAAUUUGAUUUUGCUGCUUCCGUAGCAAUUUGGGGAUAAAUGGCCGUGUGGUCAGCACUGCUGGUAAAGGUUCUUUGUUCUCCCAUUGCUUCAUUUAUGCAGUUAAGUUUGUUCUUUGUGUUCAUGUUCUUCCCCCUGUUAAGUACUAACGAAACGGGUACACUGUUUUGCCCUAGUUCUACAUCCAGUGAAUAGCUCUUCCCUACCAGUUGGUCACCUCUUCUCACCUUUACAUGCAUUCUUCUGAGUAGUUUACCUAUAUUUGUCAUUUACUUAACCCACGUUGUACCUCACACUGCUUUUUCCCUCCUACCACCAUUCAUUAUUUGGUCUUCUUUAAUUCAGGUUAAGCUUGAUUUGCUUCUCUUCACUUCAAAAGGGGAUUUCAGUGCAUGCACAACAUGGGAGACACACAGAAAAUCUCUGCAGUUGUCUGUGUGUUCAUUCCCACCCCAGCACAUGCAGUGCGAGGGGUUCACCCUAUUCCAUUCCCCAUCCCAGGUUUUCCCUAGUGCUAGGCAGAACAAAGUCUGAAGCCGUUUCUCCUUUCUUUUGGUAAUUGAAACUAUUUGGAGAUUUGGAGAUUUUCUUAGGAAGUAGCCACUGCGGAUCAGCAGCUGGCAUGCGAGGGGGUUGUUAGGUUUCCAUAUUCAGUAUUUCUAAUUGAGGAACAAAUAAUUUAUUUGGGGGGGGGGGGGAAUGUAAGUUCUUUUGUAUUUGUAUGUCAAAGUGGCCUUUAUAGGAAAAGCACAUAAAAUAUUUAGAUUAAAAUUGCUUAGUUGUGUAAUUCUAGUGGGGAUUUUUGUAUUGACAGGGUUUCUAUGCAUUUUUCAAAAUAUACUUGUGUUUUGUGUUAGAAUUAUUGGAAAUAUUUUUUAAAAAUGUGUAUUACCACAUUUUCCAUGGUUGAUCCCUUUACUACCAUUCCUUUUGAAUACUACAAAGAUUUUAAUUAACCCUGUAAAUUAAUUUUCCCCCACAGAUAUUUGCAUUAAGUCAAUAUAAUGAGUUAUAGCAUGGGUAUGUAGCUUUAAGGGAAUAAGCCUAGUAGUGUAGCUUAAUUAUGGAGAGAUCUUUUGGGAGAAGGGCAGUGUUUUAAUUGCACUUAAAAGACUAAAUUAGGAAAUUAAGUUUUUGCUGGGAUUUUUUAAGCUGUUUCCAUCCUGCAUUGUUUACACUCGAGCAUUAUUUAAAUGUACUAUUUGUUCAGUGUAAUUCUCCUUCUGUAUUCUGUUGGGAUAAUACUAAUGUUAACAGAUAUGAAAGGUUUUGGAAAGUGUCAUAUCCCAGUGGAUAUGACAUAAGUUUAGAGGAGGGAGAAGAAAGAAAAAUAGUGUAUCUUUCCUUUUAAUUACAUGCACAUUUUUGCAUUGGCUGAGACUAAAGGAACUGAACUUACAAUUAAAUUGUAAGUAAAAUAAGUGGUUUGGGGCGGGGGGGGUGUGUGUGGAAACAACGAAGAGGUUUUCAGAACUGCAGGUAAAAGUACCCUUCAGUUGCCCUGCAGUGCAAUUGCCCUGACUGCCUAUGCAAAGUAUAACCCGAGUUGGAUGCAUCAGACCCUUCUGUUAUUGCUCUGGUUUUACCUUCUCUUCUCGAGGUGUUAUUUAUUGUAAGGCUUCCCCGGAACGUUUGUCAACUGACACCUCCAUUUUAUAGUUUUUAUGUCUGUAUUUUUGUUCCUGUCUCUGUUUCAUAAGGGAUCCCGCCUCUUUCAUAGGUUAGUGCAAGUGCAAGCUUUAGGAGCAGCAGCAAAUGAACAUUGCAUGCUACCGUGGGUUCUCAUAAUGGAAGAAAAAAUGUGCAGUUUCAAUGGCACUUUGACCUACUGCUGGAACAUUGAGUUUUGCAAUGGAACAAACUCUCAACAAUUGAAAACACUCUGAGUCUAUAUUAGAUGUCCUGAAAGUGCAGAAAAAGGCAGUUACUGCAGUUGUACCCACAGAUAAUUUGGUAUGGAUUUUCUUUUUUUUUUUCCCAAUAGUUACAUGAUGUGAUUUUAGGAAAAUACACGUUCCUUGGUUUACUUUGGUCGCCAUAAAUUGCCCAGUGCAGAGUCUGGUCCACCUCCAUCCAUUUACUUUCAUGGAGUAGUUCAUGCACGUAACAUUUGUAAGAGCAGAGCAGGGAAGCUGUGUGGUUACUUACCAGUAACCUCCCUUGCAGCAUUGCUUUGUGGCUCACGAGACGAACAGGGAGACGAGAAUUUUCCUGGAUUAAGUAGCACUCGCUUCGUUUACGUGUUCAGUAUAAUGUUGGGUGACAAAAGGGAGGUUCCCUUUCUAAAGUAUUUGACUUGUGCUUUGGGGACUUAGUUGCCACUGUGCAAAUUGUGCUGUAAUAUUGUACCAAGGAUCAGUGAAAGUGUUUUAUCUUUUUUAAUGUCGUUUGUAUUUGACCGGGUUUUAUAAAUGUAAGAAAUCAGAGUGUUGUAUUUUGAUCUGAAAUUUGCGUAUGGUAAAAGUAACUUUGCUUUAUGUAUUGGAGGUUUGUUCAGAACUUGAAUUAUUUUAUAGAAGGGUACAGACCAAAAUUAAUUGUCUUAAAAGGUGUUUAAUAAACUAACCAAAUAAAACAUCGAUGGUUUGAAAAACUUG
Molecule: messenger RNA, 15736 nt
Organism: Strigops habroptila (Kakapo)
Lineage: Eukaryota; Metazoa; Chordata; Aves; Psittaciformes; Psittacidae
Gene: GAN
Product: gigaxonin
Exons: 11
Coding region: 94-1887 (597 amino acids)
Biological process (GO): cytoskeleton organization
Molecular function (GO): protein binding
Source: RefSeq, a predicted model, not a curated record